Molecule: messenger RNA, 2172 nt
Organism: Diplodia corticola
Lineage: Eukaryota; Fungi; Ascomycota; Dothideomycetes; Botryosphaeriales; Botryosphaeriaceae
Product: ap-2 complex subunit beta
Exons: 5
Coding region: 1-2172 (723 amino acids)
Biological process (GO): vesicle-mediated transport; intracellular protein transport
Cellular component (GO): membrane coat
Molecular function (GO): clathrin binding
Source: RefSeq, a predicted model, not a curated record
AUGUUUCCCGCCGCGCUCAUGUUCAUGCCUGCCUUUCCCUACGACGGCCCUCACUUACACUACCUGCGUUCUCCACAGGGCAAGGUUGCCGAAUUGCGCCUCGAGCUGCAGAGCGGCGGCAAGAAGGACAAGAACCAUUCGGCCAAGAAGAUUGCACUGAAGAAGAUUGUCGCCAACAUGACCAUGAGCAACAACGACAUGGUCGCUCUUUUCCCGGAUAUCGUCAACUGCAUGAACAUCCCAAGCCUCGAGAUCAAGAAGAUGUGCUUCUUGUACCUGGUCAACUAUGCGCGCAUCAAGCCUGAGGUUGCAUUGAAGGCAUUGCCCAUCAUCGUCAAUGAUAUGGAAGACAGCAAUCCUCUUGUACGCGCGCUAGCUUUGCGGACCAUUUCCUAUCUCCACGUCCGGGAAUUCGUCGAGGCUACGUUGAACCCGCUGAAGCAACUGCUCAAGGACGGUGAUCCAUACGUGCGGAAGACGGCUGCUUUUUGCGUUGCCAAACUUUACGACCACGACAAACAUCUCGUCGAGCAUUCAGACCUGAUCGACAGGCUGAAUGGCAUGUUGAGAGACGAAAACCCUACUGUCAUUUCCAGCGCGCUGGCGUCUCUCAUGGAUAUCUGGGAACGAAGCGAGAGCAUAAAGCUCACAAUCGACUAUGCCAGCGCCUCCAAGAUUGUGCAGAUUCUGCCCGACUGCUCCGAAUGGGGCCAAACCUACAUUCUUGAAGCAAUGAUGAAUUACGUUCCAAUGGACACCGCGGAAGCCGCACUCCUGGCCGAAAGAAUUGCGCCAAGAUUAUCGCACUCAAACUCCGCUGUUGUUCUCACAUGCAUAAGAGUCAUCCUCUAUCUGAUGAACUACAUAUCCGAUCAGAGGGUCAUCACUUCUCUCUGUAAUAAGCUUUCGCCGCCCCUCGUUACUCUUCUCUCCAAGGGGCCGGAAAUCCAAUACCUUGCCCUCCGUAACGCACUUCUUAUCUUGCAGCGCCGUCCUGAGGUCCUCCGCAACGACAUCCGCGUGUUCUUCUGCAAAUAUAAUGAUCCGAUUUACGUCAAGGUGACAAAGCUGGAACUAAUCUUCAUGCUUGCCACGGAGCGCAACAUCAAGGAAGUGUUGACCGAGUUGAGGGAGUACGCCACUGAAAUCGAUGUCGACUUCGUGCGCAAGUCUGUGCGAGCAAUCGGAAAACUGGCUAUCAAGAUCGAGCCUGCAGCAAGGCUGUGCAUUAAUACGCUGUUGGAGCUGGUUGCAACAAAGGUGUCCUACAUCGUCCAGGAAGCUACCGUCGUUAUUAGAAACAUCUUCCGGAAAUACCCCAACCAAUAUGAAUCCAUCAUCUCGACAUUGUGCGAGAACCUAGAUUCUCUGGACGAGCCCGAAGCCAAGGCAGCCAUGAUCUGGGUCAUCGGGCAGUACGCGGAUCGCAUCGACAACUCGGACGUCCUGCUCGACGAUUUCCUCUACACGUUCGCCGAGGAACCUCACGAAGUGCAGUUAGCAUUGCUCACUGCCACCGUAAAGCUAUUCAUCCAACGUCCCACCAAGGGGCAAGAGCUCGUACCCAAGGUCCUGCGCUGGGCUACAGAAGAGACCGAUAACCCAGAUCUUCGCGACCGUGGCUAUAUGUACUGGCGGCUGCUCUCGUCCGACCCGGCUACAGCCAGGAAGGUUGUCAUGGGCGACAAACCUCCCAUCACGGCCGAAUCGGAGAAACUCGAUCCGGCAACACUGGAGGAAAUGUGUCUGAACGUGGGCACGCUCGCCACCGUCUACCUCAAGCCUGUCAAUCAAGUCUUCCGCUCCGCCCGCCCGAGAAAAUUGCAGGACUCCCCCGCUCUGCAGCGCCACACGCUGCCUACCGUUCAAGCAGCCGCUGAUGCCGCCAAGGUACGCAGCCAGACUGUGCCUACCGCAAUCGACACUGCCGCCGCCGCUGCAAUGGAAGCGAAUGGCAACAUGGCGAGCGCAGUCGACGCUGCAGAUCUAUACUUCGCAGGCGUAGGCAGCCAGCAGAUGGGCGCCCUGAGCAUCGCAAACGGCAGCGGUUUUGGCGGAAACAGCCCCGUCGCCGGUUCCCAGAGCAACAUGUACGUCGUCAACCAGAACCAACCGCAGCAGGUGUAUCAGCCAGCUGUCGGGUCUGGCAAUGGCGAUUUAUUGCUCCUAUAG